AACCCUGAAGACGAAACGCGAGCGCUCUUCUUCAUCGUGCGAUCGCGGGCUUUAAACUUCGUCUUCGUCUAUAUUAUCGAGUUGGCAGUGUCAUCGCGACAAAAAUCUAAAUGAACGAUAACCAUCAAAACUUUGAAAAGUUAUCGUCGAUUAAAACGUGAAUUGAAUUUUCUUCGGGUUUUCGAGUAUCGCGGUUCGCAGCUCAACCUUUCAUAAAUCACCGAUUUUCCACGCUAGUUUUUAUUGUUCAUCAUAUUGCCUGAGUUCUACGUUGCAAUAGUUUCUCAGUUUUGCUAUUUACUGAUUUUUUUACUCGCGCAAUUUUUCGACGCCUGUGCUACGCUUUUUGUUCGCUAUUUUGAGUCAUUUUCUAGCCGAGAAAAACUCCGGGGAACAAACUUGAAGGGUUCGUCGCGUGGAAAAAAGUUGGUGAUAAGAGUGUUAAAAAACAUAAGAAGGUAAUAAAUCGUGAUAAUGAAGACUUUUGUUUCGGUGACGUUUCUGUUGGCCUGCGCGAGUUUUUGCUUGGCUCUUCCCCAGAGUUCAACGCAGACUCGGGGCCCAGCAAGGAUAAAACAGACAACACCGAUUCCAACAACGAACCACGCGAUUUCGUCGUCUUCUUCGACUUCUUCGUCGCCCUCUACAACGUCUCAGACCCCAUCGAUAACGCCGGCAACGAAUGUCGAACAAAGAAUCAAAAACAUCGAUCAGACAACGAGCUCGAGUAUUCAGACGAGGAAAUCCUCGACCCCGUCGAUCCAAGAAGUGACGUCUUCGACCGUGAAUCAACAACAAACUACGUUGGCGAGUCUUGCCAAAGAGACGAGAGAAUCGACUGGAAAGAAUCGACCACAGAUCAAAAUAACCACCAACUUCUCGAGCAUUGGCGAGACAAACGUCAGGUUACCGGAAGGUGCAAGCGCAGCCCUGGCAAAGCCGACAAAGUACCACUACUAUCCUCACAAUCAGCACAUUUAUUUGCUGCCAGAAUGCGCUGUUCAACAGGUGUGCAACGCAGUUUACGUAAGACUCAAUUUUACCCAACCUUUGUGCGCGUGUCCUGGACGUUACAGAGACCCCUGCAGCGCCUCUUUGGACAGCAAUGACCUUCAUACCACCGAGCUCGUUACGGAUCCACGAACGAGGGCCCUGACUUUGGUUAAAACGUGCGAGCCCGUUGUGGAAAUGCGAGAAUGCAGAGCACCGCGCGAUUGGUCGUUGCUCGCUUUGCAAAACGUCAGAACAGGCAAAUCUCAUUAUCUUGUGAUCUGCCGGUGUCCAGACACCAAUAUACUGGAAGGACCGAUGAGCCAUGAUCAACCAACUUACGCGAGUGUUCCCGGGAUUCGCGUUUACGGGAUGAUCUGCGUACAAGGAAACCGAAGAGGACGUCCAUUGCGUCACGCUCGCAAUCUUUUGGGUCUCGAGGCAGAAGUUGAAGACCGAGAGAAUUUAAUUGCGACAUUUCCAUGGCACAGAGUGCCGCAGUUAAUGGAAACAGCAUCCUGGGAUUGAGAGUUCGAAGGAAUUCCGAAACUGCAAGCGUCUCGAAGAGAAAGGACGACGCGUGAUAAAGCGAUUAUUUGGGACGAAAAUUCAUACGAGACUAAUUCACUAUUUAUUAUCAUGAUCAUUUUAUACUUUCUUCUCUUCCCCAAAUCGUUUUCUUCCACUCUUUUUCGACCACCUUUCAUUUCGCAUUUAUUUAUAAUAUUUAUUCGAUACUAGAAGUGAAAGAGAAAAAGAAAGAGAGAGAGAGAAAGAAAGAGAGAGAGAGAGAUAGAGAGAAUGUCAAAACGUCUUAAAAAAGACUUAAAAGAGAGCUCAAUUGUUUCGUUUUUUGUAAGUAAAAAGAGCAGACGAUUUUUCUUCGAUUGAUUCUAUCGAUAUCGAAUUUUAAUUUUAAUUCAAAUUAUUUUUAAUUAUCACUACGCAUUGAAUUCCUUUCAAUUUUAAUGAGAAACUCAUCUUCAUUAGCUUUAACGUAGGGAAGUAAUCGUCGGUUAUCGAGGAAUAUUUGUUCCGCGAAAACACGACAUGAAAAAUAAAUGAAUAGCAGUGUAGAAAUAUUUCUCGAUCACUUGAAAAACAAUGUACGCAAGUCUGAUGAAUUUUAUGUACGCUUUCAUUUUUGCUUUCGAAUGUCCAAAAGUUAUACAAUUAAAAUUAUUUCUAUGUGCAAAUAACUAUUUCAAUUUCAAUCCUAACCCAAUGAAUAAUUCAAUUUAAAAUGUAUGAUUUAAAAUCUUAUCGCAAUGCAUUGAGAAAAAAAAUCA
Messenger RNA from Venturia canescens, 2279 nucleotides. It is a transcript of the gene dsx-c73A, whose product is annotated as doublesex cognate 73A. The record is from RefSeq and is a predicted model, not a curated record. The transcript is spliced from 6 exons. The coding region runs from base 475 to 1518 and encodes 347 amino acids. NCBI's taxonomy places the organism in Eukaryota, Metazoa, Arthropoda, Insecta, Hymenoptera, Ichneumonidae.